Molecule: messenger RNA, 387 nt
Organism: Penicillium argentinense
Lineage: Eukaryota; Fungi; Ascomycota; Eurotiomycetes; Eurotiales; Aspergillaceae
Product: putative pre-mRNA branch site protein p14
Exons: 4
Coding region: 1-387 (128 amino acids)
Cellular component (GO): ribonucleoprotein complex; cytoplasm; nucleus
Molecular function (GO): mRNA binding
Source: RefSeq, a predicted model, not a curated record
AUGGAGCCCAGCAAGUCGCCCGCGCGCCUUGCGGCUCUGUGGAAGAAGUUUUCUGACCCUGAGCUUCCAUAUUCAAGAAUCCUUUUCGUGAAGAACCUCAACUACAAUGUCACCGCAGAGGAAUUGUACGACCUGUUCGGCAAGUUUGGGCCUAUCCGGCAAGUUCGCCAGGGUAUAGCCAACAACACGAAGGGAACCGCGUUUGUGGUUUACGAGGACGUCCACGAUGCCAAGCAGGCCUGCGAUAAGCUCAACGGAUUCAACUUCCAGAACCGAUACCUAGUCGUGUUGUACCAUCAGCCGGAGAAGAUGGUUCGCCCGAAGGAGGAUCUUGCAGAAAGACAGGAAAAUCUGGAAAAGCUCAAAUCACAACACGGGAUUGAAUGA